Molecule: messenger RNA, 1854 nt
Organism: Didymodactylos carnosus
Lineage: Eukaryota; Metazoa; Rotifera; Eurotatoria; Philodinida; Philodinidae
Source: the annotation of a GenBank genome assembly
AUGAGGCAAAUACGUUUGAGAAUACGUUAUUAUUUAAUUAUUAUUUUAACAAUUCUAUCACUAAUUAUGUUUUCAACAUUUUAUACAAUUCUACAUAAAACAAAUGAAAUUGAGCAAAAAUCAGAUAUUUUUGAAAAGUGGCCAAGUGAAAAAAAUUUAUAUCAUCAUCAGAAUAUCGAACAACAACAACAUAUCCCAUUUUGGCAAGCAUUAGACGCUCAAAAUAUUUAUGAUGUUAAUUAUAUGCCAACGAAUCAUAGAAUGAAAAACAAGUUUCCUAUCAACGUUGAAAUAAUUGAAAAUUUAUUUCAGUUAGUUGAUAGUUAUAAAUUAGAAAUUAUUACGGAUAAACAAUUGAAUAUUAAUGAAUUUGAUCGAGUUUUUAUUAAGAGAACAACAACAGUUAAUAAUAAAAAAUAUUCUAAUCAAAAAGAGGAUAAAGAGAUAGUAUUUGACGUUAACAAUGGUGAUGAUGAUACAAAUAAAAAACAACAAAAAGAUGUUGAUGAUUUUCAAAGUGGUGAAAAACCAUCCAAGAUGAUACCUAUUGAAAAAGUUAUAGAUGAAAAUGAUAAACAACAAUUAAGAAAAUAUAUCAUUAAUAUGUUAUGGAAAUGGAAGAGAAAAUAUCGAGAGAUGAAACAAAUUAAUCUUGCAGAAUUAUUAUACGAACACAUUGAACGAGAUGAACCACUAAAAUUGAAUACUACUUGGUUUGAAUAUCUUAAAACUGUCACAAAUUUACAUCUUUACAAUACAGAUAGUCAAGUAUUAAAACAUUUAUUGGAUCAACUGCUAAACAAUGAUGUUAUACAAGCAAAUGAAUUGGCACAAGGUACACAAAUAAAACUUGUAUUACAACUUUCUGAUGGUAUUGAAGGUUUACUCAAACCAUAUAGAGUACCAAGAAAUUAUCAAACAUUGCCUGAUCACUAUUAUUUUAGUGACAUUGAAAGACAUCAUGCUGAAAUAGCUUCAUUUCAUUUAGACCGAAUAAUUGGUUUCAAUCGUGUUCCACCGUUAAUUGGACGAAUUUUAAAUAUAACCGGUGAUUUACGAGAACAUGCAACAAGGUUUUGCUCUAAUAUUGUCUCAUCUAAGUGUGAGAAAAUAUACAAUAUAGUAGAAUACAUACUUUCUAAUGUUGUGAUAUUUGAACAGUAUCUACCAGAAUUGGCUAAAACAUUUUUUAUUUCACCAGCUAAUAAUACUUGUUUUCGUGGACAUUGUUCAUAUUAUUGUGAUACAGCUCACGCCGUUUGUGGUAGACCACGAGAUUAUCUUGAAGGUUCAAUACAAAUUUUAUUACCACGUCCACCAGUAAUUGAAUGGCAGAAAAUAACCCAUCCUUAUCGUAGAUCGUAUAGUGCUGUUAGAAAAGCAAAAUGGGAAUCAAACGUAAAUUAUUGUUACGACAAAGUCUUCACUGAUGACCGCUAUCAUAAUCGCUUAAUAUUAGACAUGAUAGAUUUAGCUGUAUUUGACUUUCUAAUAGGUAAUUUAGAUCGACAUCAUAUGAUGAAAAUAAGCAGUUUUGGACUAAAUUCUGCUUUGAUACAUUUAGACAACGGACGAUCAUUCGGUCGUUAUGAUCAUGAUGAAUUAACAAUUUUGACUCCUAUUCGUCAGUGUUGUUUAUUUCGUUAUUCAACAUUUCAACGACUGAAAACCGUUUACAAAGAACGUUUAUCUCUGUUAUUAUAUCAAUCAUUAAAAACUGAAAGAUUAAAAACAAUAUUGAUUAAUGAACACCUGGUGGCUGUCGAUAGACGUUUAGAUAUCUUAUUUCAUGUUUUAAAUGAUUGUAUAAAACAACAUUCUGUUGUUGAUGUGCUUGUUGAUGAUGGAAUCUAA